AUGAUUUCAAGGCGUUUUAUUUUGAGAAGAUUGAAUCAUCCAUUUUCGUUUUCAAUACUUUUGUUGUUUGGUACCUUUGUGCGGGCUCUACAAAAGGGAAAUAACUUGGUACACGAAUUUUGUGAUCAGACCUUUUUGCAGAUUCGUACAAGUUUCGCUGUAAGACUGGCGUACUCGUGCGAGGAACAGCCUGAGGUCCAUUUUCCCCGCAGGUGUAUGGAGGUUCACUCAAGGAAGUUGAGUUUCGCAUCAGUUCGACUGAACGACCUCUCUGACGACUAUGGCUUCGGUGACGAUCUUGAUUUAACUAUUGUUGACGACGAAGCGGUGGAGGAAGCUCAAGAAGCCGGCUCUGCAGUGCUUAACGCUGAGAAUGAAUGA
This is a messenger RNA of Haemonchus placei, 381 nucleotides long. The record is from the annotation of a GenBank genome assembly. Lineage: Eukaryota; Metazoa; Nematoda; Chromadorea; Rhabditida; Trichostrongylidae.